AUGGCUGGGAGGCCUGUGCCCCCAGGACGCCAGGAGGAGGAGGCCGCCAAAGAGUCCGGGGCGAAGCUGUCGCUGGUGCGGCCCCCGGGCCACCUGCCCAGCAUCGAUGAGGCCCGGCCCGCAGCCCCGGGCCCCGCCUCCCGCCGCGGCUCCGUGCUGGGCCCGACUUCAUCCUUUUCCCGCCGCAACUCGCUGGCCGGCCCGGGCUUGGGUCCCGGCGGCCGGCGGCCAUCCUGGGGCCCAAUGCCCCCGUUAGGCUCCAGGAUCAGCUUCUCAGGGCUGCUCCUGGCACCUCCUCGGCGGAUGGCGCCCUCGUACCGCACCGAGCCGGCGCCCGGGGAGCGCUGGGAGGCCGGUCGGGCGCAGCAGGCCCUGGAGGAAGCGCUGGCCACCGGACUGCAAGACACGGCCUACCCCGGCCCCAAGGCGGGGGCCCUGGCGCGGGCGCUGUGCGAACGGGUGCACUCGCACCUGCGGGAGCUCGGCCCGCCCCGCUACAAGCUGGUGUGCAGCGUGGUGCUGGGCCAGCGCGCCGGCCAGGGCGUGCACGUGGCCAGCCGGGCGCUCUGGGACGGCGCCCACGACGGCCUGGCCUCCGCCACCUUCACCAACGCCUCGCUCUUCGCAGUAGCCACGGUCCACGGGCUCUACUGCGAGUGA
Molecule: messenger RNA, 660 nt
Organism: Pipistrellus nathusii (Nathusius's pipistrelle)
Lineage: Eukaryota; Metazoa; Chordata; Mammalia; Chiroptera; Vespertilionidae
Source: the annotation of a GenBank genome assembly